This is a messenger RNA of Colletes gigas, 4099 nucleotides long. Its product is annotated as probable phosphorylase b kinase regulatory subunit alpha. The record is from RefSeq and is a predicted model, not a curated record. The transcript has 15 exons. Gene Ontology annotation, molecular function: calmodulin binding. NCBI's taxonomy places the organism in Eukaryota, Metazoa, Arthropoda, Insecta, Hymenoptera, Colletidae. Gene Ontology annotation, biological process: glycogen metabolic process. Bases 238 to 3828 code for a protein of 1196 amino acids. Gene Ontology annotation, cellular component: phosphorylase kinase complex.
UCUUGUGACAGUAGAGUUGAUCGUUGUACGUUGUACCCCAUUAUAUUUAUAGAGGUCGUGUUUGACAUUCGUUUCACAUUGUAUACGAAGUCUAUGUAUUCUAAAUUUCCUUGAACAUUACAUACGAUGCAUAUACAACGAAUAUUCAUAUUUUUCACGUGACAGUUUCCAACGUAAAGAAAUACUCAUCGUCCAUAGAAGAAAUCUAAAACAUUAUUAAAGAUCCGAUUCUCCAAAAUGCGUAGUCGCAGUAAUUCUGGCGUUCGUUUGGACUAUUACCAACGAAUAAUCCACAAGAUUAUUAUGAACCACCAGAACGCAGUCACUGGUCUAUUCCCAGCCAGUCCUGGGAACAAUCACGCGUGGGUUCGAGACAAUGUGUACUGCAUACUCGCUGUAUGGGGCCUGUCGAUGGCCUAUAAGAAAAUAGCAGAUGCUGACGAAGAUAGGGCAAAGACGUAUGAACUGGAACAGAGUUGCGUGAAGUUGAUGCGGGGUUUGUUGAUGGCAAUGUUGCAACAAAAACAGAAGGUCGAGGACUUCAAGACCUCUCAGAAUCCGCACGACGCUUUGCAUGCCAAGUAUAGUAGCGUCAAUGGACAGACUGUUGUAGGUGACACGGAGUGGGGUCAUCUCCAAAUCGAUGCAAUCUCUCUUUAUCUACUGAUUCUCGCACAGAUGACUGCAUCUGGAUUGCAGAUCGUUUUUAAUUUGGACGAGGUAGCUUUCAUUCAGAAUUUAGUAUUUUAUAUUGAAUCUGCCUACUGUACACCAGAUUAUGGUAUCUGGGAAAGAGGUGAUAAAACAAACCACGGUUUGCCAGAAUUGAAUGCCAGUAGUAUUGGAAUGGCAAAAGCUGCGAUGGAAGCUAUGAACGAAUUGGACUUGUUCGGUGCACGAGGAGGCCCAACGUCAGUGAUUCACAUACUGGCAGACGAGGCACAAAAAUGUCAAGCAGUUUUGCAAUCUAUGUUGCCGAGGGAAUCGAACUCAAAAGAGUUGGACAGUGGUUUGUUGUCUGUUAUAAGUUUUCCAGCGUUUGCUGUCGAUGAACCAAAUUUGAUUCAAUUGACGAGGGACACAAUAACUAAAAAAUUGCAAGGACGUUACGGGUGUAAAAGAUUUCUAAGAGAUGGGUACAAAACACCUAAAGAGGAUCCAAACAGACUCUAUUACGAACCAUGGGAAUUGCGUAUGUUCGAAAAUAUAGAAUGCGAAUGGCCGUUGUUUUUUUGUUACUUAAUCGUGGACUAUUGUUUCCAAGGAAAUAAGGAUCUAGUUGUAGAGUACACAAAACAGUUAGAGGAAAUAAUGAUCAAAGCCGACGAUGGUGUGAAAUUGGUGCCUGAAUUGUAUUCCGUGGAGGCUGAAAAUGUAUCAGCAGAAUACGCCGAACCAGGUAGUCAGAAACGAAUUGCGUUAGGCAGAUGUCCGUUUAUGUGGGCUCAAUCUCUUUAUAUAUUGGGGAAACUAUUACAAGAAGGUUUCCUCGCCGUGGGAGAACUAGACCCAUUAAACAGACGUCUGUGCAGCGAGAAGAAACCAGACGUAGUCGUGCAAGUAGUUAUCCUCGCUGAGGAUGCAGAAAUCAGAGAAAAGAUAGCUCAACAUGACAUUCAUGUUCAAACGAUUGCAGAAGUCGCUCCGAUAGAAGUUCAGCCUGCAAAAGUGCUUAGUCAUUUAUAUACUUAUUUAGGUAGAAACAAGAAAUUAGGUUUGUCAGGACGUAAAUCAAGAGACGUUGGAAUCCUGAGCACCAGUAAAUUGUAUUCAUUGAACGAUAAGAUAUUCGCAUUCACUCCCCAGAACUUUGACGCGGAGGAGUACUACACAACAAAUGAUGCAGCCCUCCUUGCCAACACUUUCACGACCAACUUGGCCUUCCUCACCAUCAACUGGAAGCAAAUGCUGGGCAGGCCAACCAUAACACUUCUCGCUACUCAUAAUCAUUUAGAUCAAGGAAAGAUACCGUUGGCGAUGAUAACAACAAUGAAAAAAUUGAAGAGUGGUUACAUUAAUGGCACUAGAGUUUCGUUGGGGAAUCUGAACGACUUUCUGACCACUUCCUGCAUCACAAACUUAAGUUUCCUGGGGAGCUCCGAGGAUGGUAGACCAGACAAAUUAAACCCUCAGGUCCAGCAAUAUCUCGAGGAACAUUUAAUGCGAGCGUUUCCACAUCGCACUGGCUUGCUUAAUAGGCCAGUCGUUCGCAGUGGGAUAAAUUUGAAGCGCAGAAUGUCUGUCAAAGGUGCUAUAAAGAAAACGAGAUCAAUCGCUGUGGAACCUGAGAUUCUUGGGAUGGCAGGAGAGGAGCGAAGGCCUUCUGCUAUUUUAAACACAAACCCAUUUAUAGAAGUCACAGAUACAACGUUAAGUCCUAAUUCUACGCAGCCAGCUCCCGUUGCUCGUACACCGUCACCCACAGAUGAUAUACUGUCCUGGACAAAUUGUCCUAAGCUUCACAGACACAGAGGCAUAGAAACUCAAUACGCAGACACUGAAGUCGAAGAAUUACUGUCUAUGCUCAGGGAAACAGAGAGCUUGGAAGAGCAAGGAGAUAUUUUGCAGUAUCUCGUGGAUUCGCAAGGCCUGUAUUUUAACACGGGCAUGUUGGAGGAAGGUCAUCCGAUUCUCAUAAAAGAUUUGCUGAAAGACCUGUACGAAAAGGCUUGCCAGCAGAAAAUGUGGGGAAUUGUACGCCACACUGCUGGGAUGUUAGGUAAACGAGUCGAAGACUUAGCCAAAGCAGUCACUGAUUUGCUGGUUCGUCAGAAACAAGUCACCGUUGGAAUGCCACCUACCAAUGAGCACACUAUAAUUGCUCCGUUGCCAGAAAAUGAGCUACGAGUGUUGAUUCAUCAGGCUUACGGGGACGACGAAUCCACUGCCAUGCUGACGCAGGAGUUGUUAGUUUACUUAGCAAUGUUCAUCAGAACGGAACCGCAAUUAUUCCUCGAAAUGCUCAGACUGCGAGUGGGUUUGAUCAUCCAAGUGAUGGCCACUGAACUAUCGAGGACUUUAAUUUGCACCGGAGAAGAAGCUUCAGAACAUUUGCUGAAUCUUUCUCCAUUCGAAAUGAAAAAUCUUUUGCAUCACAUAAUGAGUGGAAAGGAGUUCGCCAUCAGCAGCGUCGGUCGAGGUAACUUCUCCGUCAUCAGUUGCAAAUCGAGCAGAGUCAGUAAGAAAUCACAAAUCGGAGGAUUUUUGAGUCCUGAUCAAACGGAUGGGAACGAAGCGGAACCAGACCGACAAGGUCAAUGGUUACGAAGGCGAAGAUUGGAUGGAGCAUUGAACAGAGUGCCACGAGACUUUUACCCACGAGUAUGGCAAGUACUCGAACGGUGCCAAGGUUUAGCAAUCGAGGGCAGAGUAUUGCCUCAGAACCUUACACAGGAAAUGACACCCGGGGAAUUAAAGUUUGCGUUAGCCGUAGAAACUGUUUUGAAUACUAUACCGCAACCAGAGUAUCGUCAGCUGAUAGUCGAAGCUUUAAUGGUGCUGACUUUAGUAACAGAAUAUAAUGUCGUCGCAUCUUUCGGUGAAGUCAUCACAGUCGAAGAGUUGGUUCACAAGGCGAAUACUAUCUUUUUAGAUGAUCAGAUGAAAGUUGAUGGCGAUGCUACGUUAUGCUGUGCAAAACCGAAAGAUCAACGAGAAACCACAGCAAUGGGGAAUCUUCUUUGCGGAGGAGCUGCAUACGUUUGUCAACAUUUCUAUGAUAGUGCUCCUAGUGGUAGUUUUGGAACAAUGACGUACAUCACACGAGCCAUAGCAUCGUCAUUAAAUUGUUUACCAAAAGAUGGCAACAUGGAGUGUUCGAUAACGUAGUUAAUUUUCUAGGAAAGAAAAAAAUAGUAAAUUAUAUAUUCAUAGGAAUCUUUUCCCAGUAAUUGUGUAGAUUUUGUGUGAAGUAUAACAAUGAACACCAGUUCAAUAAAUCAACUCCGUUGUGGAAUAGAAAAUCUGGUAAUUAAAAAUUAAAUGUUAAUCGAGAAAUAUUUCUGAACAAUUUUCUAAUUUUUUGGAAUGAAAUAUUUCUGAACAAUUCCCUAAUUUUCUAUACCGAAAAGUUACCAAUCUUUCUAAAGCAUUAAAUAUA